AUGGUGUCCCUGGUUCAUCAAGUACGACCGGCCCUGCGUCAAUGCACCGCUCGUUCACAGCGAUCCAUCGCAACCAAUGCAACAGAUGCAGCCUCUAAGCUUCUUGACACAUUUUCUGGUAAGGAUGUCGUCCGCAAGCAAUUAUUCGACUCGAAUCAACUUCAACGCCUCAGCUUGACCCUCAACCGGAAAGAGCUGCACCCUGGCGUUGAUGUUUCUUCAGAAGCACCCGCUCAAGGCACGCCCCUGCCCCCGGGCUACCACCUUGUUUACUUCACCCCCACUGGCGUCGAGAGCGAACUCGGAAUGGACGGCACGGAUAAGACUUUCAACGCGCCGGCACACGUUUACGCGGCGGAUGUUGGAGAGGUAGUUGAAGAGCGGACGAGACUAGUCGGAGCGACGCCGAAGAAAAGCAAAAGCGGAGAUGAGAUGGUUUUGGUAGAUGUCGAGAAGGAAUUUCAUGGGCGCGAUGGACUAGUUGUCAAAGACCAGAGAUCGUGGAUAUUUCGGCCAGAAGUCGACUUGUCGCUGGCCACGAAAACAGCACCACCGCGUAGUGAAAGACCACCUGCUUUCGGACCUUCUACCAUCACCGACCAACCGAGUGCAGAAGGAAGCAUAAUUCGUCACUUCCGAUGGUCACCUGUUGGCCUCUUCAGGUUUUCUGCCCUGACCUUCAAUGGUCAUAUGAUCCACUACAACGAGCCCUGGACGAAGGACAUCGAGCGCCAUCCCGAGGUUGUGGUUCAUGGGCCUUUGAAUCUGAUUAACAUGCUGGAUUAUUGGAGAGACGUGUACGGCAAGGACGGCAGGGAAGCACGGCAGGUUACCUAUCGAGCUAUGUCUCCUCUCUACGCCGGCGACAAGUACACGCUUCGAACAGCUGUUGCGGAGAAUGACAAGAGGAACGAGUUGUUCAUCGAAAAGGGCAAUGUUGUUUGCAUGAAAGGAGAGAUCAUUGGCAGCUGA
Messenger RNA from Colletotrichum costaricense, 972 nucleotides. RefSeq lists its product as uncharacterized. The transcript has 3 exons. The coding region runs from base 1 to 972 and encodes 323 amino acids. Gene Ontology annotation, molecular function: (3R)-hydroxyacyl-[acyl-carrier-protein] dehydratase activity. Gene Ontology annotation, cellular component: mitochondrion. NCBI's taxonomy places the organism in Eukaryota, Fungi, Ascomycota, Sordariomycetes, Glomerellales, Glomerellaceae. The record is from RefSeq and is a predicted model, not a curated record.